AUGACGAGACAAGACCAUACCUUCGAGGAUGUGAGGAAUCUUCCCCUGCGCAAGGCCAUUGCAGUCGUUAACAUAUGGGGGCCACAGAAACGCGAGCGUGCUUUGGAGAGGAAAAGAGCGGCAGACCGCAAUGCCCGUCGUCUGGAGCGCAGUCGUACGAAGGAGCAUAUUGCGAGGCUAGAAGAACGCAUCCAGUUGUUGCUGUCCGCCCAAGAUAGCAGCAGAAGCAACAUCACUGAGAAGCUACUCGCCGAAAAUGCUGCUCUCCAUGAACGCAUCCAUGAGUACCAAAAGCUGGUCAACUCGGCCAAAUUGACCCUAGAGAAUAUCCAGAGCAGGCCAGGAUCCUCCCCCCAGUCUGCAUCGUGGGCUAGACCUGAGCAGGCAGGGGAAGCGCAGCAAAGCCCAAGCGUGCCGACGGACAUCUCGCCAGCAGCAGAUUCACCUAGACCUGUGGACCAGCCAACCGUCUCGGCGCUCCUCAACCCGAUAGCAGACGCCAAUCUCGAAGUCCAUGUAGGGGAAUACACAAACAGCAUCACCAGCUCAACGGCAGGUGCAGAUCUAUUGGGCCACUUCUUCAGAUCAGACUAUCUGCCGGGAGCGCGCUCAGUGUAUCUGCUCCACCAUCCAUCACCACUUGCGAAGACGUCCAUCUACAGAACUUCGGCAGCACUACCAGACUUUCACACGAAUCGUAUACCGCCGCAUCUUGAUCUUUCUGCAGGUCAUACCGUCGCCGAUGUCGUGGCUGAGGAGAAGCUGGACACCUUCUAUGGCACUCUCCUGCCAAUUUUCAGUCCAGGCCUCAUGAGUCUCUACCAGGGACUUUCUGAUAAUAUCCCGGGACUGAACCCUGCCAGCGUUUUACGAGACCUCUUGCCCAACAGAACCGACUCGACCACAGCGAGUUUGUCACAACUCCCUGUGCCAAACUGCAUCGCAUUGUUAAAGAUGUCGGUUGCCAAAUAUGUCGCUGGGACGAUUCGCGAAGCACAAAGCAACCUGGAGCCAGACCAAAGACGAUCAGACACUGAGAUGUGA
Molecule: messenger RNA, 1044 nt
Organism: Capronia epimyces CBS 606.96
Lineage: Eukaryota; Fungi; Ascomycota; Eurotiomycetes; Chaetothyriales; Herpotrichiellaceae
Exons: 1
Coding region: 1-1044 (347 amino acids)
Source: RefSeq, a predicted model, not a curated record